Messenger RNA from Caenorhabditis angaria, 3796 nucleotides. Lineage: Eukaryota; Metazoa; Nematoda; Chromadorea; Rhabditida; Rhabditidae. The record is from the annotation of a GenBank genome assembly.
AUGUGUGAAGUAUUAAUUUUGAUGCUAAAUGCAUUCUAUCGUGUCUAUUAUCAAUUAUUCGAUUUAUGUGAACACACACUUAUUUCAAUUCUUAUUCUUCUUGUUGUUCUAAUAUGUUUCAUUCCGGGACUUUUCACUAUGAAAACUGUGAGUUUCUUAUCAACUUACAAUAAAAUAUAGACUGAAUUAUAAAAUUGUGGUUCUUGGAAGAGAUGGGCUAGAAGAACUAAUAUGUAUUAAUAAAUGAUAAAAGGAUUCGACAAAGUCUACUGUAGAUUUGGUUUUUGAAGACUUUUCCAUGUGCAUUUCUCCAUAAAAUUUUCGUAUCAACAAAAUGCAAUUGUCACAUGGGGAUACACUUUUCUGAAAAAAAUUUAAUUAUUUUUAAUUUUUGGAAAGCUAUCGGAAAAAUAUUGAGUGUUUUUUUUUCAAAAAUUUUCUACAUCUGUUUUUUUUUCAAAACUGAGCUAUCGAUAAUCCUCUUAUUACGUCAAAAGUAUAUAUUUGUUUUUUUUUUACAAAUCCGAACAACCGAAAGCUUGCACUUAUUUUUUUCCUAUUUUCUCACAGCUUUGCUUGUUUUUUCAUCUGAUUUUUGUUUUUAUUCCAAUUCCUAUUCUAAUUUCUCUUUUUUUUUCGGAAAUUUGAGUGAAUUCUCUGUGUGUGUUUUCCCAGAUUAUCUGAAAGGCAAUCCAAUCCACCAAAAAUUGCAACAAAUUUCCCAUUUUUCCCAAUGAAUUUGUCUAUCUUCCAAAGAGGAAAAAACUAAUCCCCAUUAUUUGUGUCAUUUUCAGAUUUUUCCUCCUCCAAUGUUCAUGUUUUUCUCGCUUGUUUAGCGCAGUGCUUUUACUUGAUUUGUUCGCUUAAUUUUCAGCUGCCUGCUAAAUUUCUGAAACUUUUUUUCACUUUUAGAAAAGAAAAACUCUGAAUUUGCAUUCUUCUCACAAUUUUUUUUCAAUUUAAUUCGCUGUAGAAAAUACGUAUUUUUCAAAGAGACAUAAAGGGCAAUAAAUAUUCAGGAUAUUUCAAAUUCAAAUUUAUUCCGAACACAGAUUUUUGAUUUUUUAGUUUUUAUUCUCAAUUUUUCUUUGCUCUCAUUUAUUUUUGGGAAAAACAUCUCACGUCAUUUGGAACAAUUAUUUAUUCUGUAUCCAAUUUUCGGGCAGAAAAAAACUUGUUAAGGCUGAAUUGUUUUUUUCUAGAAUUAUUGUAUUCAAUUAUACUUUUUAUAAAUUGGAUAAAGUUAUUUUUGUUUAUUGAAAAUAUGCGGGGAGGCGGGUUAAAUAAAAAUAUGGUUAUUUUUUGUAAGUAAUGUAUUUGAUUCAUUUAAAAUUAAUUUUUUUUUUAUAAAAAAAAAUCUGGAUUUCUGAAAUCAAAAAUUUCAAAAAUCAAGCUAAAUUUUUCUGGAAUAGUUUGAGCCCUGGUUUUUUCAGUAAUCUGUGGGAAUUUUAGUAAUCAAUAUUUCAAAAAGACCUUUUUCAGUUCAGUUCAUUUCAUUUUUCCAUUUCUAAAAAAAAUGUGGGUGAAUCCUAUUAGUCAACCUAUUACUACCAUUACUACUAAUGCAUAUGUACACAAAUAGAGAUCACAUAUAUGCACAUCACAUCACAUCUUUUUCCCUUCUUCUAUUUUUCUUCUUCUUCUUCUUCCAACUAAUUCUUCAUUUGCACAUUUUCCGUGUAUUCCACAACACAAUAAUUGAGGCAGUCCGCCCAGCUUUUUUUGUUGAUUUUUUAUUUUAUUUUACGAGGGUUCAAAAAUUCAAAGACAUUUAUAUUUUUAGCUCUUCUCGUUUUUUUCUUUCAUCUCAUAAUAAAUUAUGAUUUUUCCUGCUUCGUUUUCUUCUUCUUUUUUUUCCGCCCGCCGAUAUCUCGAAACGUCUCAAUUUCCUUUUUUAAAAAUUCAAGAAAAAUUAUUAUUUAUUUUUUGUGCUUCCGGCAUCGAGUUACACCAUUUAAAAUGCACCGUCGCAGAAUAUGCCGCAUUCUUUUUCGUUUUGUUUUUGUCUUUUUUUUGUGAUUCGUAUUUUUUUCGGCUUUUUUUGGCAAGAGUAAACCUAUAAAUUAUUCAAAUUGACUAGAUUCCUUUGGGUGGUAUUUGUUUGGGCAAAUUAUUUUUGGGGAGUACUGUAGUUGGCCCAAUUUUUGAAAAGCAGGGAGGGAAUUUUGAAAAACAAUUUUGAAAAAAAGUUUUGGAAAAAAUGGGAGUUCUGAGAACUAACAGUAAGUUCAGCUUCUAAUUUGAAAGUGAGUAUUUUCUAGAAGAGUUCAAAUUUUUAGGAUUUUAGCUAAAAAAUUUCAACAAGAAAAAAAUACAAGGAGUUCAGUUUUAAUAAGUAAACCUCUAUAUUCUUCUGGUUCCUGAAAAAAUAAUAUCCAAUGAUAUAAUUUCAAUAUUUUCAGGAAGAACAGCGCCCGCUGUUUACCAUCGGUGUGCUCGUUUGCGGCGUGGUCGGCGGCCUGACCGUCGUCAUCUCCGUUGUUUACCUCUAUCGAUUCUGUUUGAAGAAAAGGAAUCCAGUUAGCACGUGAGUUUUCAGUAGAAAAUGAGUGAAGUUCAAAACUGACACACACAAAUCUUUUUUUUUCAGAACUGGAAAUCCAGACUUCAAGAGGGAACACAUUCGGAGUGUCGUCGUUGGUUUGAGCCGACCAUUGCCAUUGCCGCCAGAAUUUCUAACUUCAUCAACUCCAAAACACACAUCAACAACAAGUCUAGCAUUUGAAGAAGAGAAUAAUGGAGAUAUUGAUACAAAUCGAUCAAUUGUUCCACUUCUUGUUUCAAAUGAUUCGAAUUAUGCAUUAAGAUUGUCACAAAACACUUAUAAUAGUGAGUUAUAAAAAGGGGGAUUUGAUGAUCAGAAAUUCCGGGAGAAAAAGAUAUGAAUUUUCGUCUCGAGAAAAAUGCAUGAAUUAUUCAAUGAGACUGAAAAGAACACCACAUCAGACUACAUAUGUUUUAACCUUUUUUUGUUUAGAAAAUAGAACUCGAAGUAUAAUUGUAACGGUAGAUCAAACAAAUUUUUUCUAUAAGCAUCUCACUUCUCCACCUAAUUCUGUUCUAGUAAUUUCUUCGAGACGCGGGAAAAAUUUUCGAUACUUAAAAUUUAAAACUAGUUGCUUCCAGACCAAAAAACAAAAAAAUAAAAGUAAAAAAAACGACACUGCUUAAUUUUCACACACUGUCUGAGCGGAGUGUCGUUAUUUUAUUUUUACAAGAUUGCGCGUAGGAUUUGGUGUUUGCGGGUAGUCGGUGUUGACGCACACUCUUAUUUUUCAUUCUUUCUUAGAUUUUUGGAUACAUUUUUUGAAUUGUUUUGUCUUUAAAAUUAAUUUUCAUGAAAUCAAAGAACGUUUGAAAUUUCCGGUCUGAGUAUUUGCACUAAUUUAAUAAUUUUUCGAUGAAUUAUAAUUUUUGGCCAAAAAAACAAUUUAUCUCGGGAUGUUUUUUGAUUUUUGAAUUGAGAUCGAGAAGAAAAAUUAGAUAGAUUUCUGGAAUAUUCAAUUACUGUAGUUAAUUUCGGGAACAUUUUUUUUGGAAUCUGACCGAAACAUUUCAUAAAUUAUUUUUUCCGUAACGUGACCCUCUGUUUCCAAAUUCAUUUCAAAAAUCUCAUUUUGCAGCAUUGCUAUCUGUUUCACCUGCUCCAACACGUGCUCAUUCAACCGAACUUCUUCAACCCGAUCAAAAUGCUUCAGAUGAUGCGCGUCGAAGUUCAUUUGAAGUUCAACGUGGAAUUGGAAGACAAUUGCCAAGUACACAAGGACUCGAGGUUGGUUCAAUAUUUUUUAUUUGA